This is a messenger RNA of Vigna umbellata (rice bean), 707 nucleotides long. Its product is annotated as Hypoxia-responsive family protein. Gene Ontology annotation, cellular component: respiratory chain complex. The record is from RefSeq and is a predicted model, not a curated record. Gene Ontology annotation, biological process: mitochondrial respiratory chain complex IV assembly. NCBI's taxonomy places the organism in Eukaryota, Viridiplantae, Streptophyta, Magnoliopsida, Fabales, Fabaceae.
CUUUCAUUCUUUUCGUUACGUUCUGAAAUUUCAUUCCCCUGACCUUAACCCCUCUUUCUCUUUCUUUCUUUCUCUCUCUCUCACGCGACAAUGGCGGAAGCUAAGAGUCAAAUUGAAUCCUUGAGGAAAUGGGUCGUCGAGCACAAGCUUCGAGCUGUUGGGUGUCUGUGGCUCAGCGGUAUCACGGGGUCUAUUGCGUACAAUUGGUCUCGACCCAAUAUGAAACCCAGUGUGAAGAUCAUUCACGCAAGGUUGCACGCCCAAGCACUUACACUGGGAGCAUUAGCCGGAGCUGCACUGGUAGAAUAUUAUGAUCAUAAGAAAGAAACAAAGACUUUAUAAAGAACUUGGGGAAAUAUUAACGCAACCAGAUUAACCUGAGACUCCUAGUACUAGUACUACUCAUUUUAAUCAUUAUUGCAAAAUUUGCAAUUGGACUUAUACACAUUCUUUCUCAAAAUAAAAUACUACUUUAAAAUGUUAAACAUGCUUGCGGCGGAGUGAAUGUAUUUUUUCAUUGUAUAAUGGAUUGCUUAUAGUGCUAGUUGCUUCACACAUUUGCUAGCAAAUUUUGUCAGUUCACACAUUUGCUCUUAUUUAUAGGAUAAGAGCACUUGGCUGCAUAAAGAAAGAUGGAACAGCAUCUUAAGAUUGUAAACUUCAGAUUCGGCAAUAUUAUUUUCAGUGUUAUCAUUAUUAAGUCUUGA